Oncorhynchus keta (chum salmon) is the source of this 2777-nucleotide messenger RNA. RefSeq names its product rab5 GDP/GTP exchange factor-like. Lineage: Eukaryota; Metazoa; Chordata; Actinopteri; Salmoniformes; Salmonidae. Gene Ontology annotation, cellular component: endocytic vesicle; cytosol. The record is from RefSeq and is a predicted model, not a curated record. Gene Ontology annotation, molecular function: small GTPase binding; DNA binding; guanyl-nucleotide exchange factor activity. The coding region runs from base 464 to 1888 and encodes 474 amino acids. Gene Ontology annotation, biological process: vesicle-mediated transport. The transcript is spliced from 10 exons.
GAAGAUUAUCAACCAUUUGGGUUUUGGUUAUACGUCAUUAAAAUGUUUGCAUGAUAUAUAAGUAGCUAAUUUAUCUAGUCUUUUGGAGCCUUCUCGUACUAGCUAGUUAACGUUAGCACAACAAAUUAGCUACCAGCUGUGAGCUCACCAUUUAAUUUCUUGGUUAGCUUUCUCUCAGUCUGUAUUUAUUAUAUGAAUAGGUUUUGAAUUUGGGCUAUGUUAACCUUAAACUUUAUAGCUGGAGUAGUGGUAACGUUAGGACAACUGCUGAAGUGCGACACAUUAUGUUAUCUUACCAGGAAUAUGACUACUUUGCUGAACAAUUUGUUUUGCUAAGUUGAACAAAAACAGUCCUCGGGAAGCCAAAAGUUAAAUGCAAUUCAAUUUCAACGUAACGUUACUGUGCCCGCGGACAGGACGGUUGGUCAUUUUGACGAAGGUGGGAGUAAAAGAGUGCUGAAGUAUGGCGGCGGAGCAGCAAAGAGGGAUCCGAGUCACUCAAGCAGAGCUUCUCUGCAAGGAUGCGUGUGGUUAUUAUGGCAACCCUGCAUGGCAGGGAUUUUGCUCCAAGUGCUGGCGAGAACGAACCCGUAAAGCAGAGGCGGACAGGCAGGAGACUGGGCCCCACAAUGAUGCAGGUUCUCCCCUCACCUUUUCUAAAUUUGAGGAGAAGAAGAAUAUGGAGAAGGGUCGCAAAGUGAAUACGAUGAGGAGGCUCUUCUGGGGUGGACCGUCCCCUCCUAAACGCCCAGAGUCUUCAGAGGGCCAGGUGGCUAUAUUAAAAGCCUAUCAGAGCAUUGAGCCAGGGGAUUUUACCAGCUUCCUGAAGCUGCUGAGGAACCCAUCCUCUCAACGUCUGCAGUCCCGUUGCACUGCUUUCCUCAACACCAUGGAGGCUUACCACGGCCUGCCAGUGCAGAAGCAAUCUGACCUUGUUCAAGACUUUUACCAGAACAUCGCUGUGCAUUUCAGUAGUCUUUCAGAGAUUCAGGUCUCUCAGAUGAUGGAGCACAUGGAGAAGCUGAUCAUGACGCGUCUGCACAAGUGGGUGUUCUGCCAUGACAGCUGUGACGAUGAAGUGAAAGACUUGGCACUCCAGAGGAGGAUACGGUCCUUAAACUGGGUCACCCCCCACAUGCUGAGGGUGCCUUUCCCUGACGAGCGGGCUGAGGUUGUCAGUGAUCCCUUUUUGCCUGCUAUAACAGCCAUAAUCGAGAUGGAUGCCAAGCGUGCGCCACAGGACAAGCUUACAUGCGUAUGUAAGUGCAGUCAGAAUGUCUUCCAGGCUCUCUCCACUUCCAAUAGUGAGCCAGCAAAUGCUGAUGACUACCUGUCUGGCCUGAUUUACGUAGUACUAAAGGCCAACCCACCCCGGCUUCACUCCAACAUGCAGUAUGUGAUCCGCUUCGGCCUCCCUCACAGCCUGAUGGCAGGAGAGAGUGGCUACUACUUCACCAAUUUGUGUUGUGCAGUGGCCUUCAUUGAGAAGCUGGAUGGGCCAGCACUCAACCUAAGCCCAGUGGAGUUUGAGGGCUACAUGCAGGGUCGCCGUGCUCCCUCAAAGAGGGGCAGUGAGAGGCAAAAGAUGGCCAGGGAGACGCAAGACCAACUAGAGGACCUGAAGGGUCGACAGGAGAAGGUGGACCAAGGACUAAAUGCCCUAAAAGAGCAGCUACAGCAUUGGGUACAGUCUGUCAAGGCACAGAUAGAUGAGGUAACAUUCCAGUCUGCUCUGACACAAGAAGAAAUUAAAGCCCAGUCAGAGUUUUUGCAAAGCCAUUCUGUCUCUACUCUAACACAGGCAGAUGAUGUCAAAGACCAGUCAGUGUUGUUGCUAGAUGGUCAAGAGUCCAACAACAACACUUGUCUAACAGAGGCAGAGUGUUAGCCAUAUUAAGACUGGGGUACAGUGGGAAACCUUUUUACCCUGGUUCUUCAUGCUUGUGUGAGCUUUGUGGGGUAAAUAUUAGUGAGUUGCAGGUGAUUGGCUAAAAUAAGUAUUUAUGUAGGACUAUAGGAAGUAGCUUAAUUGAUAACAGAGGUACCAAAUAAGGGCAUACUUUUUUGGUUCGGCGGGAUCCUCAAAAGAGAAACAGACCUCAACAUUCCUUGAUGCCAACUUUGCACACCAAAAGCACAACCUGAUGACAAAUGCCGAUCUUGAAACCAUUGUUAACACAAGCAAUUAUUUUUUGCUAUUUGGUUUAACGGGUCACAAAGUGCUGUCAUCUGUUUACAUUCUUGACCUUGUUUAACGUUUCUAAGGUUCUCUUAUUUGUUUGUACGUUACUCUCUUAUCUACAAGAAAUGUGCUCUUAUAUGCUGUCAGAGAAAAGCUAUGUCUUGCACCCUGAAGUUUAAAUAUCAGGACAGUUGGACAAUUAUUUUUGUAAUUUAGCACUUACUUGGGUAGUGAGCAGACUUACUAUUGAUUGCUGCUAUCAUAUUUCUUAGAUUACUCAAUUAAGAUAAACCCAAGUGCCUUUGCAAAAACUAGUAAUGAAGAUUGUGAAUAAAAUGUGAAACCUGUUAUUGUAGAACCCUGUAAAGUAGAGGUGGCUCAGUCAAAGUAGAAUACUUUAUUUGAAUGUUUGUGAUUAUGGAUUACGUCUUACUUUCCAAUAUUAGACUGUUGAAGGUACAGUUACAAUCCCUUGCAUAUACCUGUUCUUGUUUAAAAGCUGAUUCUAUUCCAUGUAAUCAUUCUACUCAUUAAUAGCACUAACUUUUGUGAAGAACCUUGUUUACAUGUUUUAAAUAAAAUUUUCUGAAGAUCA